GCGCAGCCCAAUCCUCUUCUCAAUGCACCGAAACCUGAGCGACCAUCGGCAGGGUCGCGCAUGCCCUCGCUAAAUGAACUCGCCGCACGCAUCAACCUCAACCCAGGCAGCAACCCUGCUUCCGCUGCAUCGCGGCCUCGUCUCGCUGCUGCGUUGCUCCGAACAGGUUCUCAGAGCUCACUCUCAUCUACAGCGGCCUCAGUGGCCGAUUCUAUCACCGUAAACCCUCCAGGAUCUCGCUCUGUCUCCCCCGCCAGUCUGUCGACAUCACCUCCUGGUAGUCUUUCGACCACCCCGGUACCCAGUGAUGCUGGACAAGGCGAGCCGAUCACAAAUGAGCGGCUCGAGAAGCAUAACAAGGAGACGGACAAGAAGGACAAGUUGAUUCCGGGCUACAAGAAUAUUCCUAGCCUGGACGCGAUCACUGCCCGUAUGGCGAAGACGCGCUCAUUGAGUGUCGAUGGCACUGCGAAGCCUCCUGAGGCGGAGACGAUCGAGGACCCAAAGACUCCUGGGCUGCGUAUCAAGGCUCCUGAGCACCCUCUUGAACAUGCAUGGACUAUAUUUCAUGAUACGAAAUCCAAGAUGCCAUUUACUCCUGCAUCUGCCACAGCCAACCCCGAUAACGCAAAGAGCGCGGGCAUGGACCCUCCGCCGAGCGCUACGCAUUUUCAACCUCCCGACACUGACGAGUACGAGGCGGGUCUGACCGUGAUUGGCGAAUUCGACACGGUCGAGUCGUUCUGCAAGUAUUUCAACUGGCUGAAGCCGCCGUCGCGGCUCGAGCGCAACUCGAACUACCACCUCUUCAAAUCGGGCAUCAAGCCGAUGUGGGAGGACCCGGCGAAUGCGAACGGUGGAAAAUGGGUGCUCACGAUGAAGAAUAACCCGCAAUUGCUGGACCGCUGCUGGAGCUGGCUCGCGAUGGCCCUCGUCGGCGAGGAUUUGGAUGAGGGCGAUGAGAUUUGUGGAGCGGUAGUGAGCUUGAGGAGUAAGGUUGACAGAAUCCAGCUGUGGACGCGCAGCAAGGACGACGUGGAGAAGAUCAAUGGGAUCGGGAGGAAAAUGGUGAAACUGCUUGAUGUCUCCGAGGCAGACGGUAUCGGUCUUGAGUUCCAGUACAACAAUGAUGAUCGCCCGAUCCCGAACAAGUUCUUGACGAUACAGGCUCUUCCGCAAACGUCCUAUCGCUCGUCGUUUCACAACAAGGGCAGCCCUUUGAACGGUCCGGGAGAGCUCCCUGGCAGUGUUUCUGGUCUUCCCAACGUGGGACCUCCGGGUCCGGGCGGUGCUUUCGCUGGCUUUGGCGUCGGCGGGGGCGGAGUGUUAGGUAAUCAGGGCUGGAGAGGGAAGCGGAUGUGAGAUAUGCAUACUGUAGCGGAUUUCAUCUGUGAUGAUUGUACUUGAUAUCGCGCACGGACGAUUGGGAUCAGUUCAGAGGAAGUUGCAGAGGCAA
This is a messenger RNA of Laetiporus sulphureus 93-53, 1456 nucleotides long. RefSeq names its product translation initiation factor eIF4e. NCBI's taxonomy places the organism in Eukaryota, Fungi, Basidiomycota, Agaricomycetes, Polyporales, Laetiporaceae. The transcript is spliced from 3 exons. Gene Ontology annotation, molecular function: translation initiation factor activity; RNA 7-methylguanosine cap binding. Gene Ontology annotation, cellular component: eukaryotic translation initiation factor 4F complex. Gene Ontology annotation, biological process: translational initiation. Bases 61 to 1362 code for a protein of 433 amino acids. The record is from RefSeq and is a predicted model, not a curated record.